Messenger RNA from Acanthamoeba castellanii str. Neff, 1752 nucleotides. Its product is annotated as TLD protein. NCBI's taxonomy places the organism in Eukaryota, Discosea, Longamoebia, Acanthamoebidae. The record is from RefSeq and is a predicted model, not a curated record. The coding region runs from base 1 to 1752 and encodes 583 amino acids. The transcript has 6 exons.
AUGGGAGGUCAAACGAGCAAACAUCAUCGCCACUCCGAGCCCGUGUACAGCUUUCCACAGCACGAACUGAACCACCUUCGUGCCCUCUACGUCCACCUCAAGAAGCAGCAUGCUGCCCUCGACAGGCACAUCUUCAUUCAGCACCUCGAGCUCCCUCCCAUCCUGCUUCCAUUCGGCGAGAAGCUCUUCCAGGCCUUCAUCAAGGCCGGCAACGAGGAGGGCGGAGCGCACCCACCUCCAGCACAUCACUCUCAUCUUCCUCACCUCUCGCAUCACCACCAGGAGAAGGCUGCCGUCGUAUCGUCGACGGUGCUGACGGAACAUCAGUUCAUCGUCGGUGUAGAGAAGUGCUGCAGGGGCGGCAUCUCACAGCAGUUGCGAUUCCUCUUUGCCAUGUACGAAGAUGACAGCAACGUAGCGCCGACUUCGUCGACCGGUGCCGUCGUGGUGGAGGAAACCGAACGCAAGGAGCAGAUCAAGGCCAUGCUCUGCGACUGCACCUUCCUCGCCAAGCUGCUCUACGGCCGGCACGACACCGAAGAAGGAGAAGAGAACCAAAACGACACAGACGAGAAGCAGAAGGAGAAAGAUGAAGAUGAAGAUGGCCAAGCCGAAGGCGGAGAGGGAGAAGAAGAGCAACAGAAGAAAAAGAAGGAGGAGAAGAAGAAGCUGCGAGGCACGCUCGAGGUGACCGGCGAGGACCUGCACGUGUGGGAGAAGAAGGCCAUCAACCCAACGCUCGAGGGCCUCCUGCUCUACAACGAGCGCGAGGGCGGCGGCGGUGGCAGCCGCACCGUGUCCAUCGACACCUUCGUCGCCUGGGCCUCCGACACCGUCACCCACCUCUUCAAGAGCACGGUCGAGGUGCUCGUGCGACGGCGCCUCCUCGAGUUCCAGUUCGCCGGCCAGCCCGCCACGUCGCAGCACCUGACCAGCACCGGCGGCGGAGCGGCGGCGCCCGUUGUUGGUGGCGGCGCGCAGGUGCCGUUCCGCCUGCCCGAGAUCGACCACGUCAUGAACCGGAAGCAGCUCAUCCUCGACCAGUCGCGCCUCUGGGUUCUCUCCGCCAUGGUCAACGCGCAGGACCGGGCCGUGCCCUGGCGUGUCCUCUACUCCACGCUUUCGCAUGGCAACAGCUUCAAUCGCUUCUGCGCGGCCUUGUUCGGCUACCACGGCACCACGCUCCUCCUCAUUCGCACCAAGGCCAAGGAGGUCUUUGGCGUCUACAACGUCUCGGGCUGGCAGGACACGACCUCCUACUACGGGGAUGCCCGGUCCUUCCUCUUCUCGCUCUACCCGCGCAUCAACGUGUACAGGACGACGGGCAAGGCUACCAACUACGUCUACCUCAACACCAAGAAGACAUUCUCCGAGCUUCCCAUCGGCAUCGGCUUUGGUGGCGAUCUCGGAAGCUUCCGGUUGUGGAUCGACAAGGACUUCGAGGUGGGAAGCACCAGGUCGGUGGACGUCACCUAUCGCAAAGGCCCGCUGAUGGACGGUUUCGAUUUCGAGAUCGAAGACCUCGUCGUGUGGGGCUUGGGUGGAGAAGAUGCAGAGCAGCGACAAGAAAAGGAGAAACUGAGAGAACAAAACCUGACGGACAAGAUGCGCAAGGUCAACCGAACGAUGGCGGCCGAGGGGUGGAACGACGGCCCCAACAAAUGGAUGAUGGACCUCGUGGGACGAACUGGAGCCAGCGACCCCUUCCUGGACGACCUCAAGAAAGACGACAAGAAGUCCAACCCGCUCUGA